AUGAACAUCUUGACGAAAGAGAUCUGCAAUACUACUGCUACUACUACUACUGCUCCUAAUUCCGGAAAAAUGGAUAGCCAAGUCUAUACACGAAAACUGCGUAGAUUAGUAAAAACAACCAGAUUACGAGAAAUAGCCAGAUUACAAACAGCAUUAUACAGUUUGAUAGAACAUUGGGAGGGCGAACUCCCGGAUCUCCGGAACUUUUUUUGGCCCACAGAAAUCGAUUUUCUUCUCACGGAGGAUUUGAGGCUCCAAAAUUCGAACCUCAACAAAAGUGGAGAAGUCCCCGGUAAAAAAGUCUCGCUCAUCGAAUUCGUCGUGCGCAGUGGCUACCAGGACGAGCUCUGCCACGACGAAAACAAAAAACCAUCACUGUUUCGUGCCACGGCGCUUCUCUACGCGGCCCAGCACAGUUUCCCUACACGGGUCUUCCACGAUCUGUUCCGAAUAUACAACAAAUUCGACGUGAACUACGAGGAUAAAAAGUCGGGAAAAACGCAUUUCCACGUGGCUUGUGAGUUGGGACUGUACGAGGUCAUGGAGGCGUUCCUCAAGUUGGGCCAGGAUCCGAAUUACCUCGGGCAAUCGAAAUCGAUCGAUCCACCGCUGUUCUUGGUCAUAGAGAAGGCCUUGUACGAGCCGCAGUUAGUCAAGCUUCUGCUGGAAAAAGGCGCUAAUCCGAAUCUGUCCUGCAAAGACGGAACGACUCCUAUGCAUGUUAUUGGCGUGACGGAGAACGCUUACGAUCUGGCGGAGCUAUUCUUCAACUUGUGCGAAGGCAACAAUAUUGUUGUGCACAUAGAUGCCCGACACAAGAACGGUGAUACACCACUACACAUGGCUCUGAAGAACAACAAUUGGGAGAUAGCUGAGCUGCUACUGAGACGAGGCGCCGACCCAAACGCGGCUAACAUGGAAGGAUGUACGCCUCUGCACGUUCUCGCCUGGAAAGAAUGCAAUCAUAACGUGACGAAGGUGUUGCUGAAUUUUUGCGAUGCCGAGGAUCGGCCCCUGCGCAUCGACGCUCGUGAUAAUGAAGGGCUGACACCGUUGUACACGGCCCUGCUCCAUAAGAACGGAAAGAUGUUUGAAGCGCUACUAAGACACGGCGCCGAUCCGAAUCAACCCACCAAAAGGAGGUGGACAUCUCUACACCACAUCUGCGGAGGUAACGAAUACGACCAGUGGUGGGCGAAUACGAUGUUCAAGUUUGCUGGAGAUAGGGUGCGAGUCGAUGUCCAGGACGAGAAAGGCGACACGCCGUUGCACCUGGCCGCGAAUUCCGGCAACGGAGAGUUGACCAAGCUCUUGCUGACGGUAGGCGCCGAUCCGAACGCGGCUAACAUGGAUGAAUGUACGCCUCUGCACCUUCUCGCCAGGAAAAAAUGUAAUCAUCACGUGACGAAGGUGUUGCUGAAUUUUUGCGAUGCCGAGGAUCGGCCCCUGCGGAUCGACGCUCGAGAUAGCGAGGGGCUGACACCGCUGUUCACGGCCCUGCUCUGGAAGAACUCGAAGAUGUUUGCGGCGCUGCUGAAACGAGGUGCGGAUCCAAAUCAGCCCAACGAAUGGGGGUGGACACCUCUGCACUACAUCUGCGGAGAUAACAAAUACAACCUGUGGUGGGCGAGUACAAUGUUCAAGUUUGCUGGAGAUAGGGUGCGAGUCGAUGUCCAGGACGAGAAAGGCGACACGCCGAUGCAACUGGCCGUGAGCUCCGGCAACAGAGACUUGAUCGAUCUGCUGCUGAGGUGA
This is a messenger RNA of Trichogramma pretiosum, 1755 nucleotides long. RefSeq names its product tankyrase-2-like. The coding region runs from base 1 to 1755 and encodes 584 amino acids. Lineage: Eukaryota; Metazoa; Arthropoda; Insecta; Hymenoptera; Trichogrammatidae. The transcript is spliced from 2 exons. Gene Ontology annotation, molecular function: protein binding. The record is from RefSeq and is a predicted model, not a curated record.